CUCUAUGUCAUGCACCUUAUAUCAGUCAAUCACUAACACCAAACCUCCCACUCCUUUCUCUCUGUAUCCUAAUCCAUUUCUAAUAUUAUAGUGGUGAGGUUCUUCUGAUCAGAUACAUUGGCCAUCUUUUGCCUUCUCCCCAUGACUGCUAGGGGCAGUGACCCCCAAAGGGGUCGAUUUCGGCCGGAAAUGGCCAUGGCAUUGCUCAUUGUUCUGAUUUCUACUACUGUGGUUUCCGUUGCUGCUGAUGGUUACCCAUACAAUUCUCCACCACCACCUUAUGAGUACAAGUCACCUCCACCACCAUAUGAACAUAAGGCUCCACCUUACGAGUACAAGUCUCCACCUCCACCUUCCCCGUCACCUCCACCUCCUUAUGUAUACAAGUCACCACCUCCACCACCGUAUGAGCACAAAGCUCCACCAUAUGAAUACAAGUCUCCUCCACCACCUUCUCCAUCACCUCCACCUCCUUACUACUAUAAAUCUCCACCACCACCUUCUCCCUCACCCCCACCACCUUACUACUACAAGUCACCUCCACCACCUUCUCCAUCACCUCCACCUCCUUACUACUACAAAUCUCCCCCACCACCAUAUGAGCACAAAGCUCCACCAUACUAUUACAAGUCUCCUCCUCCACCUUCUCCCUCACCUCCACCACCUUACUACUACAAGUCUCCUCCACCACCUUCUCCCUCACCUCCACCUCCUUACUACUAUAAAUCUCCUCCACCACCCUCCCCCUCCCCUCCCCCACCAUAUUAUUACAAGUCUCCACCACCUCCAACACCAGUUUACAAAUACAACUCACCACCUCCACCAUCACCAACUUACGUGUACAAGUCACCACCCCCACCAACACCUGUAUACAAACCCCCGUACUACUACAAGUCACCUCCUCCUCCAACACCAGUUUACAAGUACAAUUCACCACCUCCACCGUCACCAACUUACGUGUACAAGUCACCACCUCCCCCGUCACCUGUAUAUAAACCCCCAUACUACUACAAGUCACCUCCUCCUCCAACACCAGUUUACAAGUAUAAUUCACCACCUCCACCAUCACCAACUUACGUUUACAAGUCACCACCCCCACCAUCCCCUGUAUACAAACCCCCAUACUACUACAAGUCACCUCCUCCCCCAACACCAGUUUACUACUACAAGUCACCUCCUCCUCCAACACCAGUUUACAAGUACAACUCACCACCUCCGCCGUCACCAACUUACGUUUACAAGUCACCACCCCCACCAUCACCUGUAUACAAACCCCCAUACUACUACAAGUCACCUCCUCCUCCAACACCAGUUUACAAGUACAAUUCACCACCUCCACCAUCACCUGUAUAUAAGCCCCCAUACUACUACAACUCACCUCCUCCUCCAACACCAAUUUAUAAGUACAAGUCGCCACCUCCACCGUCACCAACUUACGUGUACAAGUCACCACCCCCACCAUCACCUGUAUACGAACCCCCAUACUACUAUAAGUCACCUCCUCCUCCAACACCAGUUUACUAUUACAAGUCACCUCCUCCCCCAACACCAGUUUACAAGUACAACUCACCACCCCCACCAUCACCUGUAUACAAACCCCCAUACUACUACAAGUCACCUCCUCCUCCAACACCAGUUUACAAGUACAAUUCACCACCUCCACCGUCACCAACUUAUGUGUACAAGUCACCACCUCCCCCAUCUCCUGUAUACAAACCCCCAUACUACUACAAGUCACCUCCUCCACCAACACCAGUUUACAAGUACAAUUCACCACCUCCACCAUCACCUGUAUAUAAGCCCCCAUACUACUACAACUCACCUCCUCCUCCAACACCAGUUUAUAAGUACAAGUCCCCACCUCCACCGUCACCAACAUACGUGUACAAGUCACCACCCCCACCAUCACCUGUAUAUGAACCCCCAUACUACUACAAGUCACCUCCUCCUCCAACACCAGUUUACAAGUACAAGUCACCACCUCCACCGUCACCAACUUACGUGUACAAGUCACCACCCCCACCAUCACCUGUAUAUGAACCCCCAUACUACUACAAGUCACCUCCUCCUCCAACACCAGUUUACAAGUACAAGUCACCACCUCCACCAUCACCAACAUACGUGUACAAGUCACCACCCCCACCAUCACCUGUAUAUGAACCCCCAUACUACUACAAGUCACCUCCUCCUCCAACACCAGUUUACAAGUACAAGUCACCACCUCCACCAUCACCAACUUACGUGUACAAGUCACCACCCCCACCAUCACCUACUUACAAGUACAAGUCUCCUCCUCCUCCUCCAACACCAGUUUACAAGUACAAGUCACCACCCCCACCAUCACCAACUUACGAGUACAAGUCUCCUCCUCCUCCAACACCAGUUUACAAGUACAAAUCACCACCCCCACCAUCACCGACUUACGAGUACAAGUCUCCUCCUCCUCCUUCUCCAGCACCAGUUUACAAGUACACGUCACCACCCCCACCAUCCCCAUCACCUCCCCCUCCAUACUAUUACAAAUCUCCCCCACCACCUUCCCCAUCCCCUCCCCCUCCAUACUAUUACAAAUCUCCUCCACCACCCUCACCGUCACCCCCACCUCCUUACUAUUACAAGUCACCCCCACCUCCAUCUCCAUCUCCACCACCUCCUUAUUACUAUCAAAGUCCUCCUCCACCAUCUCCCGCUCCUCAUACUCCCUACUACUACAAAUCCCCUCCACCGCCAACGGCGUCUCCUCCACCUCCUUACCAUUAUGUGAGUCCUCCCCCACCUACAUCAUCUCCUCCUCCACCAUACCACUACACAUCACCACCUCCUCCCUCCCCAUCUCCCGCUCCCACAUACAUUUACAAAUCACCUCCCCCGCCAGUGAAAUCACCUCCCCCACCAGUUUACAUUUAUGCUUCCCCACCACCACCUAUCUACAAGUAAGCUCAGAAUGCAGCAACGCCUCCCCUUAUAAAUCAUGUUUUAGCUUUCAUCAAAGAAUAAUUGCAACCUUCAUUUGGAACAGAGUGAAACAUUUACCUUCUUGUCGAAGUUCGUUGAAUAAAAGUCUGAAUGUAUUAUCUCUAGGCAGCAAUAUUUGUGAUUCAGACAAGAUUGAGUCGAUUUCUUUGGUGGCCAUCUUGCACAUCUUGGUCUUGUUGUACUCAAGUGACAUACAGAUCAAAAUGAGGAAGCAACAUUUGAAUGUAAAUGUCAAGUGAAAGCCAUAAGUACAGUCCACUUUUAGUGAUCUCUUUAAUUUAUUUGUGCAUAGAUAAACGUGGUCGUGUAUGAUUGCUUUUAUAUUUAUUGUGGCAUUUUUGUAUUGUGUUUGAAAUAAGUGUUAGUAACCAAGAAGAACAUUAGAUUUCUAUCCACAA
Molecule: messenger RNA, 3374 nt
Organism: Trifolium pratense (red clover)
Lineage: Eukaryota; Viridiplantae; Streptophyta; Magnoliopsida; Fabales; Fabaceae
Product: extensin-2-like
Exons: 3
Coding region: 142-2937 (931 amino acids)
Biological process (GO): plant-type cell wall organization
Molecular function (GO): structural constituent of cell wall
Source: RefSeq, a predicted model, not a curated record